Molecule: messenger RNA, 4283 nt
Organism: Schistosoma bovis
Lineage: Eukaryota; Metazoa; Platyhelminthes; Trematoda; Strigeidida; Schistosomatidae
Source: the annotation of a GenBank genome assembly
GGACUGUAGGCACACCUUCUACUCCUUAAGGGUAGUCAAACGCCGGAAGUCGCUACGAGAUGAGUUAGCUCAAGCGACUUUCUAAGAGUCCAUUAUGAGAAAAAGCGACAUAUCCUUAAGGACUAAGGGCAGUAUCUUACUAUGAUUUAUCAACUUUUUUCCUUUUCCUCUUUUAUCGUUCAUAUGCCUAGGUUCCUACCUGGAGGCAUCGAUGACCCACUGCUUCUAGAUGCGGAAGCCCGUUAAGUGAAAGCUUCUAUUCCAUCCAGAACCAUUUGAACCGUUUGAACUAAGGUCACAUAGCCGCCAAACUUGCGCGAUUUCAUCUGAUGGCGGUCGGUCAAGGUUAGUCCUCAGAAUGAUAGGGACUGAGUAUGGACACUGUAAUAUUUGCUUUGAUGCAGUGCCAUAUGAAAACAUGUUAUUUCUUUCUGCUUGCGGGUGUUCUUUUUGCCGUCAGUGCUUGAAAACGUAUGUUAUUACAGUAUUACGAGAUCGAGUUGAUGUUAACUGUGCUUGUCCAAGUUAUCCAUGUAGUCAAAGUGGUCAUUUGACAGACUCUGAGAUAAGAGAAUUGCUGCCUUCUGACGUUUACGAACGUUUUUCUGUAAAGAAGCUUCAGCGAGAAAUCGAGCAGAAUGUAAACCUAACAUUUUGCCCAGCAGUAAAUUGUGGUGCUGUGUGCCAGAUUCCUUCUAUUUUAAAAGUACCCAUACGAAAUGGAAUAAACCCAUCUACCAGAAGUAAUAAACAUGCUUUGGAACGGUUUACUAGAUGGUACAGAAGAUAUCUUUGCAGUUCACAAGGAGAUACCACUCAUGUUUCUCCCAGCACCAAAAGUACGAGUUUUCAUGCCGAUGACACAUCGAAAAUUCCAAAUAACGCAUAUUACAAGCCUAUCAGUAAUCUCAGGGAUGAAGACAAAGAAGAUUGUGUAACGACACCCACCAGUGAAGGUGCUGGAGAGAAGGAUUUACUCUAUAUAUCUGAAAAAAGAACGUUGAUGUGUCAAGUGAGUCCUGGUCGCCCAGCUGUACGCGUCGUAUGCAAACAGUGUUCUCAUGAAUUUUGUGCUCGAUGUCAUUUAAACUGGCACAUCGGAGUUGGACCGUAUGUGUGUGAAGAAUAUCCUCGUAACGUUGUCAAGGGAAAUAAAAAUUUAAGCACUCAAUUUACUAGUCAACAAAAUUUACUUGGAAUUUUGGAGGAAAAUGUAAAUGCCUCGGAUCAUAUUAACCCUCAUUCAGAACCAGAUCCUAUUACAUUUCAGAAACACCAGUCACAGUCUGUAACGCAAAAUCCAGAAAUCAUCAAGUCAUUACCAUCCUUGAGAAAACCUCCAGAGAAAAACAAAAUAAAUAAAGUCUCACUCCGGCGAUCCAAAAGAAAACGGCGUAAUUAUUUACAGAGUCAUGCAGGUAUUCAUCUUUCCAAUCAGGAUAUCAGUGAUACAAUUGAUGUCUCCGUUCUUGCCGUUGGGUUCCCUCCAUAUUCUCCUGAUGACUGGCUGAAACGUUGUCCUGCCUGCUUAGUCCCUAUUGAACGUAUCGAAGGUUGCGCUCAAAUGAUGUGCCGGUCAUGCAAACAUACCUUUUGCUGGUAUUGUUUGACUUCAUUGGAUGAUGAUUUCCUUCUUCAACAUUAUGAUGACGGGGCCUGUAAAGGAAAACUCGGUCAUUCUCGUGCAUCAGUAAUUGGUCAUCGAGUUUAUGUAAGUUAUUUUAGUGUAAAAAAAGGUUGGUUAUAUUCUUCACAAUUUCCUUAAUUGGAAAUACUGUUAUCUGUUGCGGUUUUGCUAUGCAUUGAUUAAGUAUGCUUUCAUUAAAUCAAACGCUUUAAUUAACAAUUUUUGAUCUCAUUUCGUUUGGCAAGAUUUAGGAAUUUCGUAGAAAAAAAAUUGAAUUUUAUGUAAUCGUUGUAAAUCAUCACUUUCAUUGGUUCAUAUUAUCCAUCUGUUUUUCAACAUUCAGUAAGUGUUCAAUAUCUAACAUUUUCAGGUAUUUUUCCAUUCAUCCAGUGGGUAAGUGAUACAUUUAAGAGUGUAGUCUUCAUUGGAGAUUUCAUCUUAAGCGUCUGAAUUUAUCCACAUCUGUUUACGGUGAACAUAUCAGUUUACCACAUUUCAAUGUGCAGGAUGAGGUGAAAGUUAAAGCCUAAAAUCAAAUCUUCAGUGAAAAUCACACUCUUGUUUACAGAGUUUGACCACUAAAUAAACGGAAAAAUGGCCGAGAAUGCUUGGGUACCGCUGGUAACCUCAGUCCCGUCGUUCACUUAUCAAGUUAUAUUUAUCACUUCUGAGUGUUCGUUUUUUUAAAAUAAAAAUUUCUAUUUAUAAAGAUUUGGUAAAAACUUGAUGAUUUAAAUUAAAAAUCAUUAUCACAUCAAAUCUUUCAAUUAAUAAAAUAUUGAGAUAAAUGGCUAUUUGACUAUGCGAUUGUCCAUCAUAAAUAACAAUUUUAUUUUUCAUCAGAAGUUGAUAAAUAUCCAAUGCUACCUUGCUUAUACAUGCUUUUAAACUUGCCAAUUAGUGAGGAAAAUACUUGAUCAUUCAAUUAUGGAUCAAAAACUAUUCCACCUAGACCUGCGUGUAAUCUUUGUGUAUUCAACUUUCAGUCAGUGUUUUCAAUCUUAGACAUAUGAUCUAUUUUGGUUAGAAUGAUUGUUAGCGGGACAUAGACUGGAUUAAAACAUGCUCAAUGCACGAUUGCUGUGCUGCACGUUGAUUGGCUAAUUCUUAUCCAAUCAGCGUUAGCCAAUACUUAGUGAACACUAGAAAUCUCAUGUGAAAAGCUAUAAAUAUACUAGCGUUUUCCCUAUUGAACUUCUUACUUGCUUCUUGCUUCCAUCUAACCUUGUUAUUUGGAAUAUAAUCUCUUUCCUGUUCAACCGUGUUCUGAUUUGGGGACUUGUCGAGUUAAUCGGUGUCCGAGAAUACUAAGCAAUAGGAAUAGCUGGGUCAUACCAUAAGAAAGAGACUAUAACAGAUUAAAUAGUAUACUAGUGUAUUAGUUUAAGCCUUUUAACGAGGUACACACUUCCAUAUCAUGAUUCACGUGAUAGUCAUGUUUAGUGAUUUGGUGAUGUCAGGCAAUAUGGCUCAAAGUCGACCACAUUAACAUAAAUUUUUUCUUCAUCUUCCCAUAAAUCGUGAGUAGUAAUACUAGUCAAUCUCUUUUUUAUUUCUUGAUUUUAUUUCUUUACAAAUUAACAAAAAUGGCGCUAUUAUUUUGACUUCUUUGAUAUGUCUUUGUUGAUAUCUCGUUUUACUAACUUGGUGUAGCAACUUCGCGUGAUGUAUAUUUGUGUCAGGUCUUACAUUGCUUGCGACUGACUAACUUGUCUAACUUUUGUAGGUAGGAUUACAUAUACAUGUUUACACACUUGUCUUUAAGGUAUAAAUUUUAUGUAAUGAUUAAUGGUGCUAUGCGGUUUCUCAGGUUGAAUUGAAUGGCCAGAGUUUGGACGUAUGACUUAAUAACACUGAAAAGCAUUUAUAACGAUCAAGGUUUGUAUAUUUUCACAGCAAUUCUACUUUACUACUAAACUAUUGUAUAGAAUGAUAGCAUUUCGGUAUUUUUUAAUUUAUCAAAUUGACGUCAGGUUUCAUUCUAUAGGUCAUUACUGCUGUGUAAAAUCUUUCAUAUUUACCUUUGACUUAUAGGCAUAGUUACAAUUUGAUUUUUAAAAUAUUUUCAGUUUUAUGUGCUGACGGAAUGAUUUUAUGAUAAUACGUUUGUGUUUUUUUAGUGAGGGCUUCCACCUUUAUGUUGUAAUAUUCUACUAGCUUAAGCUUCUUUUUCUGACGGUAAGCGGCUCAAAUAACCCAGUUAGUGACAUGUUCAAAUGUCUUAGUUAAACAUCACUUCUCACACUAUUGUAAAUAUCCUUUACUGAUAAGUCCAAACCAGUGUCAAACUCAGGUUCAAAGUCUUCUACUCAUUGUCUUUAAAGUUGUGACUGCAUAAAUCUGAUAUAGACAAACAUCUAAUUUGAGUAUAUGUCAUCCUAGUUAGCGGUUUCAAUAAGUUUGAGUCUAACUCCAAAGUUACAUUACAUAACAUGAAAAGGUGGGUACAGGCAUCAACUUAUCCCUCUUCUUGAUUUCAUUACUUAUCCAAUUACGAUUGAUUCUUUUUGUAAAGCUAUUAAUUUUUUCGAUUGAUUUGUUGUGAGUAACGGUAAAUUAUACUAGUCUUCUUUCACGUAUUGUUAGACUAUUAUCUUGUUUAUUUAUGUAUUUUGUUUACACCUAAAAUCAGGUUGUCAGUGUAUUUACUGGAUUA